GUUUUGGUUCCAGCCGCUCGCCGUCCUUUCAGACUUGUUCGUCUGAAAGCUUCUCGUUCCUUCCUUCCCUAACCCCUUCCCUUUCCCUUUCCCUUUCCCGGCCCCGGUCCUCCCUCCCUCCUUUCCCUUCUGCCUGCCUCCCUGGGUCCGGGCCAUUUUCCGGGCCAGGCGCUUUAAAGUGCGUGGCCCCGGGGCCCAGUAUAUGACCCGCCGUCUUGCUAACCCUCGCUACCCCCGCCCCAUGUGGCUGCGGGGCCGCUGCGGCGCUGCCCACUAUGGCCCGGAAAGCAGUUAGCAGGAAGCGGAAAGCGCCUGCCUCGCCAGGAGCUGGGAGCGACGCUCAGUGCCCGCAGUUUGGCUGGGAUCACUCACUUCACAAAAGGAAAAGACUCCCCCCGGUGAAGAGAUCCUUAGUGUACUACCUGAAGAACCGAGAAGUCAGGCUUCAGAAUGAAACCAACUAUUCUCGAGUGUUGCAUGGCUAUGCAGCACAGCAACUUCCCAGUCUCCUGAGGGAGAGAGAGUUUCAUCUUGGAACCCUUAAUAAAGUGUUUGCAUCUCAGUGGCUGAAUCAUAGGCAAGUGGUGUGUGGCACCAAAUGCAACACGCUAUUUGUAGUGGAUGUGCAGACAAGCCAGAUCACCAAGAUUCCCAUUCUGAAGGACCGGGACCCUGGAGGUGUGACCCAGCAGGGCUGUGGUAUCCAUGCCAUUGAGCUGAAUCCCUCCAGAACUCUGUUAGCCACUGGAGGAGACAACCCCAACAGUCUUGCCAUUUACCGGCUGCCUACGCUAGAUCCUGUGUGUGUGGGUGAUGAUGGACACAAGGAUUGGAUCUUUUCCAUUGCAUGGAUCAGUGAUACUAUGGCGGUAUCUGGCUCACGUGAUGGCUCUAUGGGACUCUGGGAGGUGACAGACGAUGUGUUGACCAAAAGUGAUGCAAGGCACAAUGUGUCACGGGUCCCUGUGUAUGCUCACAUCACUCACAAGGCCUUAAAGGACAUUCCCAAGGAGGACACAAAUCCUGACAACUGCAAGGUCCGGGCUCUGGCCUUCAACAACAAGAAUAAGGAAUUGGGAGCAGUGUCUCUGGAUGGUUACUUUCAUCUCUGGAAGGCUGAAAAUACACUGUCUAAGCUCCUCUCCACCAAACUGCCAUAUUGCCGUGAGAAUGUGUGCCUAGCCUAUGGUAGUGAAUGGUCGGUGUAUGCAGUGGGCUCCCAAGCUCAUGUCUCCUUCUUGGAUCCACGGCAGCCAUCAUACAACGUCAAGUCUGUUUGCUCCAGGGAGCGAGGCAGUGGGAUCCGGUCAGUGAGCUUUUAUGAGCAUAUCAUCACUGUGGGCACAGGGCAGGGUUCCCUGCUGUUCUAUGACAUCCGAGCUCAGAGAUUCCUGGAAGAGAGGCUCUCAGCUUGUUAUGGGUCUAAGCCCAGACUAGCAGGGGAGAAUUUGAAACUAACCACUGGCAAGGGCUGGCUGAAUCAUGAUGAAACGUGGAGGAAUUACUUUUCGGACAUUGAUUUCUUCCCCAAUGCUGUUUACACCCACUGCUACGACUCGUCCGGAACGAAACUCUUUGUGGCAGGAGGUCCCCUCCCUUCAGGGCUCCAUGGAAACUAUGCUGGGCUCUGGAGUUAAUGACAACUAACUCUUUCCCAAAAUGUAGAGAUUUACAC
Messenger RNA from Puma concolor (puma), 1675 nucleotides. It is a transcript of the gene DCAF12, whose product is annotated as DDB1 and CUL4 associated factor 12. The record is from RefSeq and is a predicted model, not a curated record. Gene Ontology annotation, molecular function: protein binding. NCBI's taxonomy places the organism in Eukaryota, Metazoa, Chordata, Mammalia, Carnivora, Felidae. Gene Ontology annotation, cellular component: Cul4-RING E3 ubiquitin ligase complex.